Messenger RNA from Penicillium samsonianum, 858 nucleotides. RefSeq names its product RTA1 domain-containing protein. NCBI's taxonomy places the organism in Eukaryota, Fungi, Ascomycota, Eurotiomycetes, Eurotiales, Aspergillaceae. The record is from RefSeq and is a predicted model, not a curated record. The coding region runs from base 1 to 858 and encodes 285 amino acids. Gene Ontology annotation, cellular component: membrane. The transcript is spliced from 2 exons.
AUGGAUCACCAUAUCACAGAACGAUCGUAUGGCUAUGUUGACCCCAACUUUCCAAAUCCAGGCGGCGAAAGGGACACCCCUGUGAUCAUUUAUGGCUACACGCCUUCUAUCGCUCUAGCAGCCUUCGCAGCCGCGUGGUUCUUCCUUCACUUCGUCUACCACACGGCACAAACUAUCAAGAACCGCAGCUGGUGGUGGAUGACCUUUUCCGCUGGUCUGAUUUUCGAGGUGAUAGGGUACAUUGCACGAUCCCUCUCCGCUAAAAAGGAUCCUUAUCACCUCAUCUACUUCAUCCUCAAUUACUUCUUCAUCGUUGUUGCGCCUGUAUUACUUGCCGCUGGUAUCUACACCAUUCUAUCAGUACUGAUCCCACGAGUAGGGAGCCAGUAUUCAUUCUUACCCCCGAAGGUCAUCCUAGCCUUCUUCAUUACUUCGGAUGUCAUCUCAACAAUCGUCCAAGUCGCCGGUGCAUGUCUCAUUGGCAUUAAAGAGUCGCGCCGGGAAGAUCCCACAACAGCGAACAAUAUCCUCCUGGGCGGUCUCGCAUACCAGGUCUUCGUCAUGACUAUCUUCGUCAUCGUGGCGGCGAGUUUCCAGUCCCGAGCUCGACGUACUAUCAGAGCAAACGGGCUGGAGCUCUUCUGCUUGGCUUUUUCCAUUUCGACCCUCAUGGUUUAUUUCAGAACUAUCUUCCGUCUUGCGGAAACUAGCCAGGGUCUUAUGGGAGAGCUGCAGACCAAUGAGGUAUAUUUCGCAUGCCUUGAAUUCGCGCCUAUUGCGCUAGUGGCUCUUCUCUUUGCCAUCUGGUAUCCUGGCCGCUGCGUAGGUGCAGCGGUGCGAGUUAAUGAUAAACCAUAG